UCGUCAAGCAAAGGGGAAUCCCGUGAAAAGACCCAGUUUCAAAAUAGUAUUGAACGUAGGCAUCUUGUUGCGUAAGAACUAGCUAAACCUGUAUCAUGACCAGUGCAGAGAGAAACACUGACUAUGACAAUCCCCUGGUUGUCCCUUACAGCUCAAGCGCAAGAUCACAGUCCUCACUCUGAACCUAGCACAGAAACGGACCUCUUCAACAAGUUUUCUGUUGUUUUUCUUUAUGCCAACAAUUCCGAGAUUAUAGAGAGUAAUGAUGCUAUACCUGACAAUGCUAGAAGCCAAUCAUAUUCUUUAAGAGAUACAACCUCAACCAGUCACAUUGCAAAAUCAAUUGCAGUGCAGCCAUCAUUGGAAUUUGGAAAAAAUGAAGGGGACAUCUUAAUUUCUCAACAUAUUGGUCGACAAAAUUUCAGUGUUUGUGAAGAGGAACAUUAUUGUGGGGGAUAUUUUAGCAGGGAUGUUCUAUUUGAAUUGUUUGUUUCCUUCAUAUUGUGCUUAUGUUAUUUUUGUUCUUUGAACAAAUGAUCUCUGAUCAUAAUUGUUCAUUAUUGUGGCAAAGUGCAAUACUGUCCUUUGUUUUAAACGAAACAAAUAAUCAUAGGUAGAAUUCUUCAGGAAGUGAGAGUUGAGCAUUGAUAUUGUCUAUGAUAAAGUUUUCAUAUUAAUUUUAAAUGGGUUCCUUUCCAUGGAUGGCUACAAUUAUCUUUGAAAUGGGUAGAAGUGGUUUUGGGGUUGAAUAUUUAAACAAGUUUUUCAAACUGAUUUGCAUUCAGUGUGCACUGGUGUAAAAGAUGGCUGAUGAUUCACAAUUGUCAGACACAUUGGGUGGAUAUUUUGAUCGUAAGUUAGAAUACCCAGAAUCAGAUAGCACAUGUUUUAUGAACUAUGAACUUAUUCGAUUGAAGAGCUUUGAGAAUUGGCCAAAGGACAACAAAGUAUUUGCUAUUCACUUAGCUGCAGCAGGUCUUUACUAUAUAGGAAGUGGACAGACUGUAAAGUGCUUCCAGUGUGAUUUCAUUAAAGAACACUGGCAAAAAGGAGAGAUCCCUUUUGAUGCUCAUAAAAGAUUUAACCCUAGAUGUCCGUUCAUUGAUAGUAGUUGUAGAACAAAUAUUCCAGUACCUUUAACAAAUAGAAAACUACCUGACAAAUUUAAUAAGAUAAAAAGUUUGUUAGAAUCAACACAUACAGAACAGACAAGUAUGUCUGCAACCAGUUUACCAGAGGUGUCGCGUUCACCUAUUUCCUCACAAUUUGGAGAGUUCAGUCGGUCAAGGUCACUGGAACCACCAAAUGACUCUAUAAGAGUCAACCAAAGUCCUUCCAUCAAUCGUUCAUUAGAAAGGUUUCCUCAGAGAAUUCCAAGUUUACCAGAGGUGCGUGCUAAUGUUACUGAUGAUGAACAAAGAGGUGCCAGUCACAUCCCAAGCUCCAAUUCUUCAUUUUCGAGUCGUAGAAUGCUGAACCAAAGGAGCCAGUCUGUGGAAAGCUCAUUUGCAGGACCAGCUUCUACAACAUCAAGAAGUACAGUUAGACCAAGAGAUGUUCAAGAAAUAAGGACAAUGUCCAAUCCUGGAACACUAGGGUCUUCAGGAUCAGGGAGUUCAUCGAGAAUGUCUGUUUCAGGAUCAUCUGGUAGGGUUUCUCAGUCAGAAUCAGCUAGUUCAGGUAGGGUUUCCAACUCUAGAACUUCUGGAUCAUGGAGAGUGUCUCAUCUUGGAACUGCAGGACCCCUUCAAUCUGAUAAUUCAGUGUUUCAAAGGGCAGUACUAGAGAAAGACCCAGGUGUCCUGCGUUUUGAAAGAAAUAGACUGGAGACAUAUCGAACAUGGCCUCCAAAUUCUCCUGUGAAUCCUCGCGACCUUGCAAAAUCUGGGUUUUACUACACAGGAUCAGAUGAUCGUGUUCAGUGUAUAUAUUGCCGUGGUAUUCUUAAAGGCUGGGAUCCAGGAGAUGUAGUACAUAUUGAACAUAGAAACAAGUUUCCCAGAUGUCCAUUUAUUUUAGGGAUGAAUGUAGAUAAUAUUCCUUAUACUCCAAACCAGACAUCUUCGGGAACCACUAACGCUAUCAACCAGAAUUCAAGAUUUUCUCAGCAGGCACCCUCACAGAUGGAGGCUCUCGGUAUAAACACAGACAGACCAAAACAUCCCCACUAUGCUAUAGAAUCAGCACGUCUGUCUUCAUUCAGGACAUGGCCAACUUACAAACACCAAACACCAGAGCUUCUGUCAAAGGCUGGCUUUUUCUAUGCUAAUUUUGGAGACAAUGUAAAAUGCUUUUAUUGUGAUGGUGGCCUAAAGAACUGGGAACCUGGAGACAACCCAUGGGAGGAACAUGCCAGAUGGUUCCCAAAAUGUCCAUUUGUCCGCAACGUUAAGGGAGAGGAUUACAUCCAAUCAGUGCAGAACAGGUUUAACACUGGAGCACAACAAAACAUUGUCAAUAGAGGGAGAAAGAGGCAUUCAGGUCAGCGAUUUCCUAUAGAGGAAAGAGAGAUUAAAGCACGGAUGGAACUACCUAUGGUGCGAGCUGUACUGGAUACUGGAAUGGACAGAAAUGUUGUUAUGCAGGCCAUCAGGAACAGAAUGGAGGAUAUUGGUGAUGACUUUCCCAAUGCUGAGACCUUGAUGAAUGCUGCCUUGGAAAUCAUUGAUGAUCCUGAACAGUUCAGUGUGGUGAAAUCAAGACGUUCAGGAUCAGUCUCUCCCUCUAAUGAUCGAAGUGAAACAGUUGCAGAAGCAGCUUCUGAAGAUCCUAGCAGCUCAAAUGGCGAAAAAUUCAAUUCGGGAAAGUCGGAUGAUCAAGAUCUUAGCGAGGAGAUUCGAACAUUGAAAGACCAGAAAACAUGCAAGAUCUGUCUGGAUAAGGAGGUGGGAAUGGUAUUUUUGCCUUGUGGUCACCUCUGUGCUUGUGUCACAUGUGCUCCAGCUGUACAGCAUUGUCCUAUCUGUCGCUGUGAAAUCAGGGGAACUGUCAGAACCUACAUGUCAUGAGAUAGCCUGUUACAUCUGCUGUGAUUCAAAAUUAAUGAAAAGUAGCUAUACUGUGACAUCAGUGAAACUGUCUAAAUCUAUAUGUUGUGAGGAGGUGUCAUGUUUGGUGUGAUUCAGUUUUACAGAAAAUGUCCUAUCUGUGGCUGUGAUGAGGGGAACCAUCAGAACCUACAUGUCAUGAAGUGGAGAAUUAUGUCUGCUGUUACACAACUUAACAGAAAAAUGUCCUAUAUGGGGCUGUGAUAUGAGGGGAACCAUCAGAACCUACAUGUCAUGAAGUGGAGAAUUAUGUCUGUUGUUACACAACUUUAAAGAAAAAUGUCCUAUAUGGGGCUGUGAUAUGAGGGGAGCCAUCAGAACCUACAUGUCAUGAAGUGGAGAAUUAUGUCUGUUGUUACACAACUUAACAGAAGAAUGUCCUAUAUGGGGCUGUGAUAUGAGGGGAGCCAUCAGAACCUACAUGUCAUGAAGUGGAGAAUUAUGUCUGUUGUUACACAACUUAACAGAAGAAUGUCCUAUAUGGGGCUGUGAUAUGAGGGGAGCCAUCAGAACCUACAUGUCAUGAAGUGGAGAAUUAUGUCUGUUGUUACACAACUUAACAGAAGAAUGUCCUAUAUGGGGCUGUGAUAUGAGGGGAGCCAUCAGAACCUACAUGUCAUGAAGUGGAGAAUUAUGUCUGUUGUUACACAACUUAACAGAAGAAUGUCCUAUAUGGGGCUGUGAUAUGAGGGGAGCCAUCAGAACCUACAUGUCAUGAAGUGGAGAAUUAUGUCAGUUGUUACACAACUUUAAAGAAAAAUGUCCUAUAUGGGGCUGUGAUAUGAGGGGAACCAUCAGAACCUACAUGUCAUGAAGUGGAGAAUUAUGUCUGUUGUUACACAACUUUAAAGAAAAAUGUCCUAUAUGGGGCUGUGAUAUGAGGGGAGCCAUCAGAACCUACAUGUCAUGAAGUGGAGAAGUAUGGUUGGUCAGUAAUUAUCUGCUGUAGUUUAAUCUUGUUAUGAAGUCAUCAGUGUCAUUAGAAUCAGAACUUAAACUGUUUGGUUGUUCAUGUCUAUGGUGAUGUCAUAAUUACUAGUGAACUUACUCCUCUCAUUGUACUAAUACAAAUCAUUUCUUUACAGAUGAUUGAAAUUCAGUGUUAGGACAUUGACUCUGUAGUAUAGAAAUAUUUGAGAGGGAUGUACACGAUCCCUUACAUUAGGAGAUAAUAUUGGAAUCCUCUCUGUGUGACGCAGACUCGAAAAAAGAAACCACCCUAAUUGAUUUGAAUUGGCCUUUUUUUCACUUUUUUGUUUGUUUUCUCUAGAUGGAUUUGCUAUGAAUAUUGAUAUUAAAUAUUUUACAGUGUUACUUCAGACCUAGUUUUACUCACAGUUUUGAUGAUACAAGAGUCGUUUAUUUUCAUCUACUACUGCUGUAUGUUGCAUGCAAUGUGGAAUUUAACGUGAUAUAUGGAAUUGUUGGUCUGGUUAGGAAUUCUCCAUCUCUACCCAAGUUCAAGAUGAAUAGAACCAAUUAAUGCAGUGUUUCUAAGAUGGCCCCUAUUCUUCACUAUCCACAUCAUAACAGGUAUGAAAUUCCCUUGUCUCACCCUCUUGUUGAGAUAGGGAAAGAUCGCAUCAGCACUGCCUAGCAUUUAAAUAACAUCACAUACAUGUACAAGUAAACAAACAACAUCAUCACGUACAUGUACAAGUAAACAAACAACAUCAUCACAUACAUGUACAAGUAAACAAACAACAUCAUCACAUACAUACAAAACAAGUAAACAAACAACAUCAUCACAUACAUGUACAAGUAAACAAACAACAUCAUCACAUACAUGUACAAGUAAACAAACAACAUCAUCACGUACAUGUACAAGUAAACAAACAACAUCAUCAUGUACAUGUACAAGUAAACAAACAACAUGUACAAGUAAACAAACAACAUCAUCACAUACAUGUACAAGUAAACAAACAACAUCAUCACGUACAUGUACAAGUAAACAAACAACAUCAUCAUGUACAUGUACAAGUAAACAAACAACAUCAUCACGUACAUGUACAAGUAAACAAACAACAUCAUCACAUACAUGUACAAGUAAACAAACAACAUCAUCACAUACAUGUACAAGUAAACAAACAACAUCAUCACAUACAUGUACAAGUAAACAAACAACAUCAUCACAUACAUGUACAAGUAAACAAACAACAUGUACAAGUAAACAAACAACAUCACCACAUACAUGUACAAGUAAACAAACAACAUACACAAGUAAACAAACAACAUCAUCACAUACAUGUACAAGUAAACAAACAACAUCAUCACAUACAUGUACAAGUAAACAAACAACAUCAUCACAUACAUGUACAAGUAAACAAACAACAUCAUCACAUACAUGUACAAGUAAACAAACAACAUCAUCACAUACAUGUACAAGUAAACAAACAACAUCAUCACAUACAUACAAAACAAGUAAACAAACAACAUCAUCACAUACAUGUACAAGUAAACAAACAACAUCAUCACAUACAUGUACAAGUAAACAAAGCAGGUGAAAGAUAUUUGGACUGAUUAGGAUUUUUUAUGCAUGGAUAACAAAAGAUUUAAGCUCUGGUUAAACCCUAUCUGGAGUAAGCCAGCUAGUACGGUUGCCAAACAAGAAAAAAGACAUUAAUUCAAUUGAAAAUGAACAAAGGCAUGCCAAUCAGUAUGUGGACAUGAUCAAUGUGUGCAAGUUUGUAAUUGAAAAAUACAACAAGAGAGUAACUACAGAUCAACUACAUUUGAUCUACAAUUGAAGCACACAGAGCAUUUCCAGGAAACUGUUGAAAUACCAUCACUAGAAAGAUGUAAUAUAUAUAUAUAUUGUAUAGUUGAUAUGUUAAACAGUGUGAAAUAUGAGGUAAUGAGAGCUAUACAAACAUUCAUCAACUACAUAUGAUAGAUAAAUCGUUGGAGACUGAUCCAAUGACAUAUAACUUCAGUAAAGGCUAUAGACUAAUCAAGAUACAAUUAAUAAUUAGGAUAAGUACAUGUAUGUAAGGAGAUCAAUUAUACGGACCUGCAAAAAUAAUCGCCUUGACAAGGAAUUUCGCUUCCAGGGAUUGCAAAAAUAAUCGCCUUGGCAAGGGAUUUCGCUUCCAGGGAUUGCAAAAAUAAUCGCCUUGGCAAGGGAUUUCGCUUCCAGGGAUUGCAAAAAUAAUCGCCUUGACAAGGGAUUUCGCUUCCAGGGAUUGCAAAAAUAAUCGCCUCGGCAAGGGAUUUCGCUUCCAGGGAUUGCAAAAAUAAUCGCCUCGGCAAGGGAUUUCGCUUCCAGGGAUUGCAAAAAUAAUCGCCUCGGCAAGGGAUUUCGCUUCCAGGGAUUGCAAAAAUAAUCGCCUCGACAAGGGAUUUCGCUUCCAGGGAUUGCAAAAAUAAUCGCCUCGACAAGGGAUUUCGCUUCCAGGGAUUGCAAAAAUAAUCGCCUCGACAAGGGAUUUCGCUUCCAGGGAUUGCAAAAAUAAUCGCCUCGACAAGGGAUUUCGCUUCCAGGGAUUGCAAAAAUAUUCGCCUCGACAAGGGAUUUCGCUUCCAGGGAUUGCAAAAAUAAUCGCCUCGACAAGGGAUUUCGCUUCCAGGAAUUGCAAAAAUAAUCGCCUCGACAAGGGAUUUCGCUUCCAGGAAUUGCAAAAAUAAUCGCCUCGACAAGGGAUUUCGCUUCCAGGGAUUGCAAAAAUAAUUGCCUCGACAAGGGAUUUCACUUCCACGGAUGAUCUUGUGUUUGACAACUCAAGAAUCUUACCUUAGGGUAAAGAUCUGCACAACUAAUUCCCAAAUAGGUAAAAGAUUGUGUUAAUGUCAGCCAACAAUUGAUAUUCUACAACAAAAUCACAAUAAAGAGAAGUUUGGAAUGAGAUGUUACAUUAACAGUCCAAAACUAUAUACACCUAUAAAUUAUGUAUUAAACACAUUGUUAAUAGAUACUUAAAUUAAAGUUCAAGACUUCCUAUCUGGAAUAGGUGUCAGAAAAACUUUUUUUUUUUUGGAUAGCUAAAACAUUGUUCUUAUCGCGGAGUCAUAGAAAGGUGACUUAAGACAGACUGGCAAGAUAGAAAAAACUGAAACACAUGAAAGUUCCUGAAAGAGAAAAUAAUCCUUGGAAAAAAAGUGUGUAUAUGUAUACCAUAUCAUGGAUAUGACAAAUCUGUGUUUCAUCCUGGGGUUGAGAUAGUUAUGGUAAGUUCUAUGUCACACUUAAAAAUCUUUACACACAAAUAUUGAAGGAAGAAAGGAAAGUCCAGUCUGAUCACUAUCUGGUCUUAUUUAUUCAGUGCUGUCCAUUAUGUAUUACUAUGUUAAAUGAUGUAUGAAAAGACCUAGUCACUUGUCUAUUUAAUUAUCAAUGAAAAUGUUUUACAACUUCAUUAAUUUAAGCACUACUUAAUUAUGGUUGAAACAGUUAAUACUUAAUUAGUAAAACAUAGUAUUCUUAGCUUAAUUAUACUGUUUUUACUCUUUAAUGACUAUAUCCCAUGUAAAAUUACCAAUCUCACUACUCCUUUCCUUUGCAUCCCACCAAGCUUGCUGAUUACUUUAAACACGAACUUCUAGAUCGACUUAAAAGAACGCAGUGUCUUAAAGCUUGUGUCUUAAUGCUGGUAGAAUAGAUGUAAGAAGAUGUACAAUGUAUUGGGACUGUUUAAUCAGUCUUUUUAAUUCAAGGAAGAAUGUAUUGUGGGUAAUAAUUGUUUGUGUAUUUUUCUUUUGGACUAUUACAUGCAUUAUGAAUUACUUUAUUAUU
Molecule: messenger RNA, 7776 nt
Organism: Ylistrum balloti
Lineage: Eukaryota; Metazoa; Mollusca; Bivalvia; Pectinida; Pectinidae
Product: baculoviral IAP repeat-containing protein 2-like
Exons: 8
Coding region: 804-3008 (734 amino acids)
Biological process (GO): regulation of cell cycle; negative regulation of apoptotic process; positive regulation of protein ubiquitination
Cellular component (GO): nucleus; cytoplasm
Molecular function (GO): ubiquitin protein ligase activity; cysteine-type endopeptidase inhibitor activity involved in apoptotic process
Source: RefSeq, a predicted model, not a curated record